This is a messenger RNA of Diabrotica balteata, 1059 nucleotides long. The record is from the annotation of a GenBank genome assembly. NCBI's taxonomy places the organism in Eukaryota, Metazoa, Arthropoda, Insecta, Coleoptera, Chrysomelidae.
AGGUCUGUCAUAAUAAUUUUAGAAAACAUUACGACCUUUUAUUAAUUUGUAAAGUUUCGCAAUAUAAUUAAUAAAAUAUUAAAUCUGCAGCGUUUAAAAUUUAGUAGACAUAAAUAUCUAUUGCUUUUCCUUGAAUAUUCUCAAGUUUAUUUUACGAAUUAGUCUGGGGUUGACAGCUUAACGUUUUCAAGGAGUUUUGUUGGAAUGGCGUCUCGAUAAGUAAAGUUGAAUAAAAGACUGUGUACGUUGUGUAGUGAAAAUAAAUCUGACUUAAAAACGGGACAUUAGUGCUUUGUGAAUAGACAUGGCAAACAAAGCAACUAGUAGUGCUCUAAGGGCUUUAAAUGUUGAAUACAAAAGUUUGUUAGAAGAACCAGUUGAAGGCUUUUGUGUAAAACUUGUUAAUGAAGAUAAUCUUUUCGAAUGGGAAGUUGCUAUUUUUGGUCCCCCUGACACCCUCUACAUGGGUGGCUGUUUCAAGGCUAGAAUGAAAUUCCCCACAGACUAUCCAUAUUCACCACCGUCAAUUAGAUUUUUAACGAAAGUUUGGCAUCCAAAUGUUUAUGAAAAUGGUGAUUUAUGCAUUAGUAUUCUCCAUCCCCCAAUAGAUGAUCCACAAUCGGGCGAACUACCCUGCGAGCGCUGGAAUCCUACACAGAACGUGCGUACGAUUUUAUUAUCAGUAAUUUCUCUCCUAAACGAACCGAAUACCUUCAGUCCUGCCAAUGUAGAUGCGUCCGUAAUGUAUCGCCGUUGGCGUGAUUCAAAAGGAAAGGAUAAAGAAUAUGAAAAUAUUAUUAGAAAACAAGCUAUGGCUGCCCGAGCUGAAGCAGAAAGGGAUGGCUUAAAAGUUCCCUUAACUCUGGAAGAUUAUUGCAUCAAAACACAAGUGAAACCUAAUAGUUCCGAACCCCAAAUAGAAAUGACUGACUUUUACGACGAUGACUACGAUGAGGAGUACGAUGAUCCUUCAGAUGGUUCUGAAUAUCCAGAAGAAGAUGACAACGAUAGCGGAAACGGAGAAUUGUGAUGUCGCUAAAAAUAAAUUUAUUUUUUUCG